Mycosarcoma maydis (corn smut) is the source of this 978-nucleotide messenger RNA. Its product is annotated as putative cyclin-dependent serine/threonine-protein kinase PHO85. The transcript has a single exon. Gene Ontology annotation, biological process: protein phosphorylation. Gene Ontology annotation, cellular component: cytoplasm; nucleus. Lineage: Eukaryota; Fungi; Basidiomycota; Ustilaginomycetes; Ustilaginales. Gene Ontology annotation, molecular function: ATP binding; cyclin-dependent protein serine/threonine kinase activity. The record is from RefSeq and is a predicted model, not a curated record. The coding region runs from base 1 to 978 and encodes 325 amino acids.
AUGAACUACGUCCAACUCGAAAAGCUCGGUGAGGGCACCUACGCUACUGUCUACAAGGGUCGAUCUAGGCUCAAUAACGAGAUCGUGGCCCUCAAGGAGAUUCACCUCGAUGCUGAAGAGGGAACACCGUCCACUGCGAUCCGCGAAAUCUCGCUCAUGAAGGAGUUGCGCCACACCAACAUCGUACGCCUGUACGACGUCAUUCAUACCGAGUCCAAGCUCAUGCUCGUGUUCGAGUACAUGGAGCAGGACCUGAAAAAGUACAUGGAGAUUCAUGGCCACCGAUGCGCCCUUGAUCCAGUCACAACACGAUCCUUCAUGUUCCAACUGCUCAAAGGAACAGCCUUCUGUCAUGAGAAUCGAGUGCUGCACCGCGAUCUCAAACCACAGAACCUGCUCAUCAACAAGCGUGGCGAGCUCAAGCUGGCCGACUUUGGUCUGGCUCGUGCCUUUGGUAUUCCCGUCAACACCUUUUCUAACGAAGUCGUCACUCUGUGGUACCGUGCACCUGAUGUGCUGCUAGGAUCGCGUACUUAUUCGACCUCGAUCGACGUUUGGAGCGCAGGCUGCAUCAUGGCUGAGAUGAUCUCUGGGCUGCCACUCUUCCGUGGACGUGACAACAAUGACCAGCUCAACCAAAUUUUGCGCAUCCUCGGCACGCCAGACGACAAUACAAUGAAGAGACUCGUUAACGACUCGCCCGAAAUCCAGAUGCGAGCUUUCCCUCGAGUUCCCAGAGUGCCCUUCCAGAACAUGUUCCCCAAAGCACACCCUCUCGCAAUCGAUUUGCUUGACAAGCUGCUCAAGUUCGACCCAACGCAACGCAUUUCUGCCGAUGAAGCGCUUCGACACCCCUACUUCACCACCUCGGCGGCGAUCGCUGGCCUGACACACCCGCAAAGCAACAGCCAGCUCAACGUCGGCAAUGGCGGUGCGCCUCAGCAAGGAGCGUAUCAGCAAGGUGUUCCAGGACAGUAA